Penicillium angulare is the source of this 552-nucleotide messenger RNA. Its product is annotated as ADP-ribosylation factor-like protein. The transcript is spliced from 7 exons. Gene Ontology annotation, biological process: protein transport. Gene Ontology annotation, cellular component: lysosomal membrane. The coding region runs from base 1 to 552 and encodes 183 amino acids. Gene Ontology annotation, molecular function: GTP binding; GTPase activity. Lineage: Eukaryota; Fungi; Ascomycota; Eurotiomycetes; Eurotiales; Aspergillaceae. The record is from RefSeq and is a predicted model, not a curated record.
AUGGCUGGGAUAUUUCGCUCCAUCUAUGACUGGCUCUUAAGGAUGUUCUGGGCGACCGAGAUGGAUGUUACCCUGAUCGGAUUACAAAACGCAGGAAAAUCCUCUCUGCUUCGGGUCUUAGCUGGCGGGGAAUUCACAAUCGACUCCAUCCCGACGAUCGGCUUUAACACCAAGCGAGUUCAAAAGGGCCAUGUAACCUUGAAAUGCUGGGAUUUGGGAGGCCAGCCACGGUUUCGCCCGAUGUGGGAACGAUACUGUCGAGGUGUCAACGCGAUCGUAUAUAUCGUCGAUGCGGCUGAUAAAGCUGCCCUGCCUGUGGCAAAAGAGGAGCUGCAUGAUCUGAUGACAAAACCCACGUUAGCUGGAAUUCCGCUCCUCGUGCUGGGCAACAAGUCCGAUCUGCCGGUUAAGUUGUCGGUAGAUGAACUGAUUGCAGCGAUGGAUUUGAAAACCAUCACUCAUCGCGAAGUUAGUUGUUAUGGAAUCAGUGCUAAAGAGGAGACUAACCUCGACGCUGUAUUGCAUUGGCUGAUUGCGCGAGCAAGUCGAUAA